Messenger RNA from Maniola jurtina (meadow brown), 1507 nucleotides. RefSeq names its product ATP-dependent RNA helicase DDX18-like. NCBI's taxonomy places the organism in Eukaryota, Metazoa, Arthropoda, Insecta, Lepidoptera, Nymphalidae. Gene Ontology annotation, cellular component: nucleolus. The coding region runs from base 29 to 1444 and encodes 471 amino acids. The record is from RefSeq and is a predicted model, not a curated record. Gene Ontology annotation, molecular function: ATP binding; nucleic acid binding; RNA helicase activity. The transcript has 11 exons. Gene Ontology annotation, biological process: maturation of LSU-rRNA from tricistronic rRNA transcript (SSU-rRNA, 5.8S rRNA, LSU-rRNA).
UUAACUAUUUUUGUUUUUUUUUUAAGCCAUGGAAGAGGAAAUUAUUUCGCAGUUUAGCUUUUCUAUGUUAGAGAGUAAAAUUGAUAGUUGUAUCUUGGAAUCAUUGAAAUCGAUGGGAUUUCUAAAACCAACAAAAAUUCAAGCUAAAACGUUGCCUCACAUACUCCUUGGAGACGAUAUUAUAGGUGCUGCGAAGACGGGCAGUGGGAAAACUUUGGCGUUUUUAAUACCAAUUGUUGAAAAAUUAAUCAACAUGGGAUUUAGUAAGAAACAUGGUGUAGGUUGUUUAAUCAUUUCCCCAACCAGAGAAUUGGCUCUACAAACCUACAUAGUACUGAAGAAACUGUUGGCUGAUAUCAGUUUAACACACAGCUUGAUUGUUGGUGGUGAGAAAAAAUUAAAAGAAAUUGCAUCAUUGCAAAAAGGUGUUAAUAUUAUAGUUGGGACACCCGGCCGAAUACUGGACCAUUUAGAGAAUACUUCUGGCUUUAGCUGUGAUAAUCUGAAAUGCCUUGUCUUGGACGAAGCUGAUAAAUUGCUUGAAGCAGGAUUUGAGAAACACGUAGCUGGAAUUAUAAGAAAACUGCCAAAAAACCGACAAACUGUACUAUUCAGUGCAACAAUAGAUGAAAAAGUUGAAAAUCUAGCAAGACUUGCCCUAAAAGAUAAUCCCAAAUUGAUUUCUGUGAAGGAUGAAAAACAGUCAACAGCCUCGGGUCUAGAACAGGGAUAUGCCAUUUGUUCAGUGGAAAAGAGAUUAUGUUGGCUGUAUAAAAUGCUUAGGAAGUGUAAAAAGUUGAAAGUUAUGGUCUUCUUUUCCUCAUGCAAAUCUGUUGAUUUCCAUUAUGAAUUCUUCAAAGUACAUUGUAAGGCUCCAGUCAUUAGCAUACAUGGUAAACAAAGUCAGUCGAGAAGAAAAGAUGCAUUCCAAACGUUUGUCGAAGCAGAAAAAGGGGCACUGUUUUGUACGGAUGUGGCAGCCAGGGGUUUAGAUAUUCCAUCAGUGAACUGGAUCGUGCAGUUUGACCCCCCUACAGAUAUGAAGGAAUAUAUUCACAGAGUGGGUCGCACGGCGAGAGGGCUAAACAACACUGGCAAUGCCGUUAUUCUGUUGCGAGCGGAGGAAGAGAAAUUCGUUGACUAUUUGAAGAGAGAGAAAGUCUAUUUAGACAAAUACAAUUUUGGUGAACCUUCUGAUGAUGUGCAGAAAAUGCUAGAAGACCUCAUUCAAAGGGACGGCACUAUGAAGAUCCUCGCGCGCAAAGCAUACCUUUCAUUUCUGCGAUGUUACAAUAAACAUUCACACAAUGAAGUGUUCAAUAUAAAAAACUUGGACUUGAAGCUUGCAGCGAAAGCGUUCGGCUUCUUGGAACAACCGCACGUCGAUUUCUUGAAUACUAGAAAACGCAAGAAAAUCAAAAGCAAUGGGACAUCUGAAAGAUAGCACAACGUUCUGUCACAUUAUGAAAAUAUUUCAUUAUUUUAAUAAAACAACAGAAUUGUUUAA